Messenger RNA from Euleptes europaea (tarantolino), 1168 nucleotides. It is a transcript of the gene PCYT1A, whose product is annotated as phosphate cytidylyltransferase 1A, choline. Gene Ontology annotation, molecular function: choline-phosphate cytidylyltransferase activity; phosphatidylcholine binding. Bases 28 to 1131 code for a protein of 367 amino acids. The transcript has 8 exons. Gene Ontology annotation, cellular component: endoplasmic reticulum. Gene Ontology annotation, biological process: CDP-choline pathway. The record is from RefSeq and is a predicted model, not a curated record. Lineage: Eukaryota; Metazoa; Chordata; Lepidosauria; Squamata; Sphaerodactylidae.
GCUGAGCUGCAGGACGCGAUUCUUGGGAUGGAGCCUCUGGGCUCAGCCAGGCUGAAUUCCAGGAAGAGAAGGAAAGAGGGGGUCGGACCCAACGGGGCCACUGAGACUGAUGGCAUUCCUACCAAGAUGCCCCGGAACUGUUUGGGUCUUCGGGAGCCGGCUCCAUUUUCUGAUGAGCUUAAAGUGGAUUACAGCAAGCCAUAUAGCCGGGUCACAUACGAGGAGGCCUUGCGAGGGACCCCGUUGGACAGGCCGAUCAGGGUUUACGCCGAUGGGAUAUUCGAUCUUUUCCACUCUGGACAUGCCCGGGCUUUGAUGCAAGCAAAAAACCUCUUCCCAAACACAUACCUCAUUGUAGGAGUCUGCAGCGACGAGCUGACCCACAACUUCAAGGGCUUCACGGUGAUGAAUGAGGCUGAGCGCUAUGACGCUGUGCAGCACUGCCGCUACGUGGACGAGGUGGUGCGGAACGCCCCGUGGACACUCACGCCGGAGUUCUUGGCUGAACACAGGAUUGACUUUGUUGCCCAUGACGACAUCCCGUAUUCCUCUGCUGGGAGCGAUGAUGUCUAUAAGCACAUAAAGGAAGCCGGAAUGUUUGCACCAACUCAGAGGACCGAAGGGAUUUCCACAUCAGAUAUCAUCACCCGCAUCGUCCGUGACUAUGAUGUCUAUGCGCGGCGGAAUCUACAGAGAGGUUAUACAGCCAAAGAGCUCAAUGUCAGCUUCAUCAACGAGAAGAAGUACCAUUUGCAAGAGCGUGUUGAUAAGGUGAAGAAGAGAGUGAAGGACGUGGAAGAAAAGUCCAAGGAGUUUGUCCAGAAAGUGGAGGAGAAAAGCAUUGACCUCAUCCAGAAAUGGGAGGAGAAAUCCCGCGAGUUCAUCGGCAACUUCCUGGAGAUGUUUGGCCCCGAAGGAGCGCUGAAACACAUGCUGAAGGAGGGCAAGGGCCGCAUGCUGCAGGCCAUCAGCCCCAAGCAGAGCCCGAGCAGCAGCCCCACACACGACCGCUCCCCCUCGCCUUCCUUCCGCUGGCCCUUCACAGCCCGGACGCCGCCCUCCUCCCCGGCCAGCCUCUCCCGGAAUAAGUCUACGGUCGCCUACGACAUCAGCGAGGACGAGGAGGACUGAGCAGGGAGGGGAGCGUCGCGGAUUCGGAACGGGCGGA